GGAAGUGGGCGGGGGCCGCGGGUUCAGUGGUAGAGUCGCCGGCGGCCGUGAGGCGCUGGCCUGGUGGGAAUCCCCGCGGGUCGGACCGGGCCGGGCCGGGCCGAGCCGGGCUGGGAUGAGCAAUGGCAUCUGUCAAGGUGGCCGUGAGAGUCCGGCCCAUGAAUCGCAGGGAAAAGGACUUGGAGGCCAAGUUCAUUAUUCAAAUGGAGAAAAGCAAAACAACAAUCACAAACUUGAAGAUACCAGAAGGAGGGACUGGGGACUCAGGAAGAGAACGGAUCAAGACCUUCACCUAUGACUUUUCUUUUUAUUCUGCUGAUACAAAGAGUCCAGAUUACAUUUCACAAGAAAUGGUUUUCAAAACCCUUGGCACAGAUGUGGUGAAAUCUGCAUUUGAAGGUUAUAAUGCUUGUGUCUUUGCAUAUGGACAAACUGGAUCUGGAAAGUCAUACACUAUGAUGGGAAAUUCUGGUGAUUUAGGCUUAAUACCUCGGAUCUGUGAAGGGCUCUUCAGUCGGAUAAAUGAAACCACCAGAUGGGAUGAAGCAUCUUUUCGGACUGAAGUCAGCUACUUAGAAAUUUAUAAUGAACGUGUAAGAGAUCUACUUAGACGGAAGUCAUCUAAAACCUUCAAUUUAAGAGUUCGUGAGCAUCCAAAAGAAGGACCUUAUGUUGAGGAUUUAUCCAAACAUUUAGUACAGAAUUAUGGUGAUGUGGAAGAACUUAUGGAUGCAGGAAAUAUCAAUCGUACCACAGCAGCAACUGGGAUGAAUGAUGUCAGUAGCAGGUCUCAUGCCAUCUUCACCAUCAAGUUCACUCAGGCAAAAUUUGAUUCUGAAAUGCCAUGUGAAACUGUGAGUAAGAUCCACUUAGUUGAUCUUGCCGGAAGCGAGCGUGCAGAUGCCACUGGUGCCACUGGGGUCAGGCUCAAAGAAGGGGGGAAUAUUAACAAAUCUCUCGUAACUCUGGGAAACGUCAUUUCUGCCUUAGCUGAUUUAUCUCAGGAUGCAGCAAACUCUCUUGUAAAAAAGAAGCAAGUUUUUGUGCCUUACAGGGAUUCUGUUUUGACUUGGUUGUUGAAAGAUAGCCUUGGAGGAAACUCUAAAACCAUCAUGAUUGCCACUAUUUCACCUGCUGAUGUCAAUUAUGGAGAAACCUUAAGUACUCUUCGAUAUGCAAAUAGAGCCAAAAACAUCAUCAACAAGCCUACCAUUAAUGAGGAUGCCAACGUCAAACUCAUCCGUGAGCUGCGAGCUGAAAUAGCCAGACUGAAAACACUGCUUGCUCAAGGGAAUCAGAUUGCCCUCUUAGACUCCCCUACAGCUUUAAGUAUGGAGGAAAAACUUCAGCAGAAUGAAGCAAGAGUUCAAGAAUUGACCAAGGAAUGGACCAAUAAGUGGAAUGAAACCCAAAAUAUUUUGAAAGAACAAACUCUAGCCCUUAGGAAGGAGGGGAUUGGAGUUGUUUUGGAUUCUGAACUGCCUCAUUUGAUUGGCAUUGAUGAUGACCUUCUGAGUACUGGAAUCAUCUUAUAUCACUUGAAGGAAGGUCAGACAUAUGUUGGUAGAGAAGAUGCUUCAACAGAGCAGGAUAUUGUUCUUCAUGGCCUUGACUUAGAGAGUGAGCACUGUGUCUUUGAAAAUGUUGGGGGGACCGUGACUCUCAUACCCCUGAGUGGGUCUCAGUGCUCCGUGAAUGGUGUUCAAAUUACGGAGGCUACACAUCUAAAUCAAGGUGCUGUGAUACUCUUGGGAAGGACCAAUAUGUUUCGCUUUAACCAUCCGAAGGAAGCUGCCAAGCUCCGGGAGAAGAGAAAGAGUGGCCUUCUGUCCUCCUUCAGCUUGUCCAUGACCGACCUCUCAAAGUCCUGUGAGAACCUGUCCGCAGUCAUGCUGUAUAACCCUGGUCUUUUCCCCAUAAAAGGACCCAUCUGUCUAAGACUUGAAUUUGAGCGACAACAGCGUGAAGAACUUGAAAAAUUAGAAAGUAAAAGGAAACUCAUAGAAGAAAUGGAGGAAAAGCAGAAGUCAGACAAGGCAGAGCUGGAGAGGAUGCAGCAGGAGGUGGAGACCCAGCGCAAAGAGACAGAAAUCGUGCAGCGCCAAAUCCGCAAGCAGGAGGAGAGCCUCAAACGCCGCAGCUUCCACAUUGAGAACAAGCUCAAGGAUUUGCUAGCAGAGAAGGAAAAGUUUGAGGAGGAACGGCUGAGAGAGCAGCAGGAAAUUGAGCUGCAGAAGAAGAGACAAGAGGAAGAAAGCUUUCUGCGUGUCAAAGAGGAGCUCCGGAGACUCCAAGAACUCAACAACAGUGAGCAGGCGGAGAAGAUUCAGAUAUUCCAAGAGCUGGACCGUCUCCAGCGGGAAAAAGAUGAACAGCACGCCAAGCUGGAACUGGAGAAAAGGAGACUGGAGGAGCAGGAGAAGGAGCAGGUGCUGCUUGUUACCCACUUGGAGGAGCAGCUGCGAGAGAAACAAGAGAUGGUUCCAUUGCUGCGAUGCAGUGAGGUCCAACGGGCAGAGGAGGAAAAGAGGGACCUGGAAGACAUCAGGGAAGCCCUCCUGCGGGCCAGGGAAGCUGGGGCAGGAGGGGAGGAGGAAGAUGAUGAGCAUCUGGAAAAAGCUCACCUACAUUUCUUGGAGUUCAAGAAAAGGCAGCUUGUCAAACUAGCUAACUUGGAGAAAGACCUGGUCCAGCAGAAAGACCUCCUGAGAAAAGAAGUCCUAGCAGAGCAGGAAACCCUCCAGCGCUUAAAAUGUGAAAAUGAGGAGCAAUCUAAGUGGUUAGCAAAAAAUGAUGCUAGUGUCACAAGUGUCUCACAUGUGGCUGGAGAUUUAGAGAAAAUAAAGCCAGCAGAGUACAGGCUACAAUAUAAAGAACGCCAGCUACAGUACCUCCUGCAAACUCAUCUGCCAGCUCUGUUGGAAGAAAAGCAGAGAGCGCUUGAAAUCCUUGACAGAGGUCCUCUGGGCUUAGACAACACUCUUUAUCAAGUAGAAAAAGAAAUGGAAGAAAAAGAAGAGCAGCUCGCGAAAUACCGAGCCAGUGCAAGCCAGCUGCAGCAGCUCCAGGCCACCUUUGAAUUCACUGCCAAUGUGGCACGACAGGAAGAAAAAGUGAGGAAGAAGGAAAAGGAGAUUCUAGAAUCACGGGAAAAGCAGCAGAGAGAGGCACUGGAGCGUGCAGUGGCCAGACUGGAGAGAAGGCACUCUGCUCUGCAGAGGCGCUCUACCCUGGGCCUGGAGACAGAAGAGCAGAGGCAGAAGCUUGCUAGUCUCAACAGUAGCACCGAUGUCCUGGAAGCUCAGCAGGAGGUCCUGGAGAAGGACCAGGAGAGGUUAGAACAUGAAAUCCAGCAACUAAAGCAGAAGAUUUGUGAGGGAGACAGUGUUCAAAGAGGUGACCAUGGGACCCUGGAGAGGAAGGCUGCUUCUUUCAGCUUGCUACCCAGUGCUGAAAAAUCUCACCUGGCUCCCCUGAUGGAUGCCAGGAUCAAUGCUUACAUUGAAGAAGAGGUCCAAAGACGUCUUCAGGAUUUGCAUCAUGCUAUUGGUCAUGCCAGCAACACAUCUGCAGAUAUGAUGAAGGAUAAUGAGAAACUUCACAAUGGCACCAUUCAACGUAAGCUAAAAUAUGAGAAAAAUCGGUUUUGGCCCACUCAAUAUCUUGUCCCACUUCUGCCCAAAGAUGCCACUGGUACUUCUAGCAUCAUUAGAGAAGAGAGGAGGGAGGAGGAUCAGAGCAGUCACUGGAGUCAUCCCAUGCAACAGAGAAUCUUAGGCUCUAGAGCUUCCUCCUCAACAUCACAAGAAAGAAGGGAUCAGUCCUUAGUACCCAAGGAACUGCAGGACAGUGGUUACAAAUAUUGUUGUCCUGAGUACUCUGGCCAUCUUGAACCAAAAUGUUUUCAUCUACCUGAAAUCUUUUUCCUUAAGGAAAACGUAACCAAUGAUGGAGAAGAUUUUCAGAGUAAGUCAGAUAAUUUCAGUGAGUUGAUGACUCACAAAGAUGAACACAACUUGGGAACUGAGUCCAGCUGGACAUUGCUGCUACAGAAGUCCCAACAAGUGUCUAUAAAUAGCAGAAGCAAGCAGGCCAGGCAAAGCAGGGUGCUCUGCUUUGUCCUCUCUGAAAGUGUUUCUCAUGAAGAGAGCACAUCUGGGAGUGCUUCUCAGAGCACAACGGCCCCUGAGUUUUGUUGUGAACAGCAAGAUGAGAAAGAGUUAUCUGCUGAAAAGAAUAGCUCUCCGUCAUCGCUGAUAACUAUUAGGACAGAAGGAAACAACAGGCUGGGAUAUUUUUACCACAAGUUCUCAGCUCUUUAUAAAGAUACUAGCAGUCACCUGCUACAGACUGGCACAAAGAUGAUUCACCAAGCCAAGCAUGUGGGGACUCUGUGUGACCCAAGUGGGCUCACCUCCCAUGUGACAACAUUCAUCAGAAGUUUGCCAUUUCUGAAGCACUUGCCCCUGGACAUGCUUUUGAAGUCACGUGUGGUGCCAUCCGGAUCUCAUUGUUUUCCUGAAGCUCAGGUUGGCAGCAGCAGCAGCAACAAAGAGGCAAGGAGUCUGAGGCCAGAAAAGAGCCCAGAGCCUUACAGGGCCUCCACCUUCACAUCUGCAGCUUUACCAGGUUCCUUGCCAAGUUCAGUUUUCUGCCUUGACUCAGAAGAUGCUAGAAAGAGCUCUGCAUUUAAGCAGACCCUUGUGCAAUUCCCAGACCAAAUGCUGAAAUUUCAAGAAUACUCUUUAAAAGACUUUCUUGAGGUUGUGACUUGUUCUCUGCCAGAACCUAUAGGUGAUGUGAAGGACAUCAAAGGCAUUUACUGGCUUGCUGUGGCUAACUGCAUAGAACCUGACCCCCAGCCAGCAUGUUUGCUCCUCCUUCAGUCAACUUUAUACUCUUUGGUUCUGUCAGAUAAGCACACAGGCUCAAUGGACAUCUUUCAUGUUCUAUCUCUUUCUGGACUACAAGAAAUUCAGAUUGGUUUUGGUGGGCAAAGCAUUCGAUUCCUGGGAUCCACGGAGGCCCUUCUGCUCACUGUGUUUAGUUACAACAAAAAUCUCUCUCAACAGUUAUGCCGUGACCUCCUGUGUGUCCUGAUGUCAAAGUCUGAAGCUGCUGCCUUUGAGAAUCAUCCUCUACUCCAACAAGAUCUAGUUCAGCUUUCUCUGGAUUGGAAAGCAGAAAUCCCUGAUUUAAUUUUGGCAAAUGGAGUCCAUUUGUCAUCCAAAUUCCAGACUACCUUGGUUGACAUGGUUUACUUUCUUCAUGGAAAUGUGGGAGUCAAUAUCCUUUCUCUGGCAGAGGUUCAAUUACUGCUCUACACAACGGUCAGGGUUGAGGGCGAGCCCAGCAAUGACCAGUGUCAGUCACUUGUCCUUCUGAAUACCCACAUUGUGCUUAUGAGGGAAGAUCGUGUGUUUUAUCCACAUACACCAUCUCUGAACACACUUCCUCCACGUACACAAUUUGAUGUGAUCAGAUGCUGUGCUUUAAGUGAAUUCAGGUGUGUUGUUGUUCCAGAGAAGAAAAAUUUAUUAACAGUAGAACUUGUCUUCUUGCAGAAACUUAGGCAUUCAUCAGUUUCAGGAAAUAGCACUUCUGCACCCUUUCAAGAAGGCCCAGGUGUCCAGUCGUUUAUGAACCCAUUGCAUCUCCAGGGUAGUCAGCAUGGGGCACCUGAAGUCUGGAAACUGACUUUCAAUUCUCAAGAUGAAGCUCUUUGGCUAAUCUCACAUUUGACAAGACUCUAGGAAGGAGACUUUUAAAGAUGCAGUACAUUUUCUGAGAUCUUUAAUAAAAGGGAAAACAGUCAAGGGAAUACAAAUAUCUUGGUGUAGCUAAUCAAAUUGGAAUUGGGAAAAAGCAGACCUCCGAAGUUUAAUGUAAAUAUUUGAAAUAUCUGCUAUAAAAUGAAAAUACCUGAUUGCAGAGGACUGAUAAAAUAUCUUUAUGACCACCUGCUUUGUUUUCUUAAAACUCAGGCUUGCAAAUUUGCAUCCACCUCAUCAUUUGUCAGAUGAUUAAAGCAUUUCUGAUUGUUUGGCUUCGUGUUGAUUUAUAGUCUGGUGCACUGGAAUCUGUCUAGGCCUGCUAGCUUCUAGCAGGCUAAUUUGUGCUGCCUGAAAAAGUGCCCAGUCUGGCAGUGACCUUCAUUGACAUCCUCCAUUCCAGCUGUGAUUAGGACAGUGAUGUGGCAGAACACAUUAGUGCUACACCAUGCUUCCUGUAAGGACCCAGGUUUUACAUGUCCUCCCAUCACUGCGGGACAUGGAGUGGAGCCAGCAGUGCCUGUCCUACACUGUUGUCUUCCCCAACUAAUUGCCUUUUCUUGCCUUCUUUCGUCCUUCUCGACUAUUCUCUUUCAACCAGUGUGAUUUCAGCUCCUGACUUGUCAGUAGUUUUUAGUACUCUUCUCCUAGUCUCCAACCCCAACUUCCAUCACAUUCUAGUUCUUUCUCUGAAUUUCUGUAUUUCUGUCCUAGAAAGACUUGUCAUCUUAAAGUCUAGCUUUUUCUAAUGGCUUCUUUCUACUGUCUUGUCAAAUAAACAUAUGGUUGCCUCCAAAGUGCAUUCAGCACUUUUCCCUGGCUUUUCUCCCUCUUGCCUCACACCAAACCCAUCAUUUGUAUUUGAAAGAGGUGUUCUGCUGGUCUGAAGCAAGUUCACAUUUUUACCUGCCUGAGGAGGAUCUUCUUUCCACUAAGCAAGUCAGUGGUCAGCAUCCUCUCUCAGAGGCUCCUAGCUCUCCCCUACAAGAUCUCUCUCUCUUCUUACCCACCCUUUCUGUCUAUAGGAUUCAGUAGUACUGUGAGCAACCAGGGAUAACACAUCCUAUAUUUAUUUUUUAUUUCAUCUGGCCCUAGUUGCUUGGCCAUUGUUCUCAUACCUCUGCUAAAUUCCAGAAUCUCAGAAGGGAGGAGCUCUGCCUCUUUUGAUCCAUCCAGUCUACUUCCAUUCUCAGCUGGGAUCAUGCUCAGCCAUGAUAGCUACUCUGCAGUGUGGUGCACAGUUGAGUGAAUCAGUGAUUUUACUCACCUGCUCAUUUUAGCCCUGGCACCCAAAGGACAUUUUCUGUUCUGGUCAAAUCUUUGGGAAAUGUGCACCACGAAUGUACCCCUUCUUGAUGACAGGGACAGUCGCAAAAUUUAACCCACUCUGAAACUUACCAUCUUCUGAGACCAGGAAGUGCAUAGCUUCCCUCCUUCCAUCAUCAGAGCUAAUGACAAGUUACUGAGCUGAUUCUACAUUUUCACCUAUUUUUUCUCCUCUAGUCUCUAGGGAAGUGAAGAGGAGAACACAAGCACUUGGUUGGAUAAUAUGCUAUGAUCCACAGACUGGUGCUAUAGCUUUGUUUGCUCUAGACCAAUGGAGGCUUUUUGAUUUUGAGUCAGUUGAAUUCUCUUGUUUUUAGGUGGAUUAUUGUCAUUUCCAAAGCACCCCUCUUUCAUACAUGCAUACCUUAUUGCCUCAUACCUGAAGGCUUUUAACUCUACAUAGAGGUGUUAUGGUUUGGCUAUGAGGUGUCCCCCUAAACCUUCUAUUAAUGCAGAAAUAUUCAGAGGUGAAGUGAUUAGAUUAUGAAAGCUAUUACCUAACCAUUCCAUUCUUGCUUGAAUGGACUGCUGGAUGGUAAUUGUAGGCUGGUGGAAUAUAAGAGGGUCCCUGAGGUAUGCCCUAGAAGGUGACAAUUUCCCUUUGACCUCUUUUAUCCUCCCCCUCCUUCUGCUUCCUGGCUUCACCAUGAGCUGAGCAACUUCCCUUCAUCGGGUCCUUCUGCCAUGAUGUUCUGCCUCAUCUUGGACCCAGAGCAAUGGAGUCUGCAGUCUAUGGACUGAGACCUCAGAAAUUGAGCCCCACAUAAACUUUUUCUGACUCUAGGUUGUUUUUAUCAGGUAUUUUGUUCACAGCAACAUAAAACCUGACUAAAACAAGGUGAAUCUUUUUCGGUCUUGGAAAAAAUUCUUAAAAUCACCAGGAUACCUUUUAAUAUCAACACUAUUUCUACUAAUUUAUUUUCAUGUAUUCUUUCACUUUUCUCAACUAAUUUAUUUUCCAUUACUUUGUCUUAAAGUGUCCCAUUCCAUAUUUUCUUAUACAUCCCUGAUAAGAUAACCAGAAUUAAUGAUCAUUAAGACUAGAGAGUAGAAUUUAAAAUGCCAGCAUAGGGCUAACAAUUGAAAAAGGUAGCAAUAUACAGUAAUACAUUAUUUUUACAAAGAGUGUUAAAUAUUAAACAAACCAGACUUGCUUGUCCUCAUAGGUACAAAACCAUAAUUCUACCAUGUUAAAAAUAAAGGUCUUUAUUAUUUCUCAUAGCUGGAACAUAGAGCAAAUAUGAGCAUUGCAUAAGUUUGUGUUAAUCAUUAUGGCUUUUCCAGUCUGCUUUAUGAUCCAAGUAGGCUACAGUGGGAAUCUCACUACAUAAUAGAAGCAACCUACAGCAUUCAAAUUUUAUGUAUUACAUCUCUCAGCUAGGCAUACUCUGUACCUUGAGAUAAAAUAUGGUCCUUGGGAAUGAGUUUGAUUUACUAUCUGUGAAGUAGGUAUUAAGAUUGUUAUAAUGCCUGUAGAAAAUAGUGGAGUUGUUUUUACCAUUAUCUACCAAGAUGUCAGCCAUAACAACCUCCUUCUGGCUCAUUGUUCAGGAGUUCUGUACCAAAGACACUCUGUAGUAGAGCAGGUAUAACUCUAGGUAUUUGAUAAUGUAACAUCUCAGUUGUUAGGAGUUUCUGAAUCAGGAAGUAAUAGGUUCAUACAUACUUGGUUGUGUGGCACUUGCAUUGUUGUAAUAUAGGCAUAAACAUUUGCAUUUUGGGACUUGUUGAUACGUUCUAGACAAAGAUCUCUUUGAGUACUUUUGAAAUGGUUAUUUCAUCUAAAUUUGAUUAAAACCCAUUUUGCUCACAGCUGCCUAUCUCACAGGCAGAGUGAAUGUAUUUAGACUUUGUUGAAAAAACAUUUCAAAACAGUUUAUCUCCCCAAUCUCAUUUCUUUAAAAAUGUGCAUGCUUCCUGUUGGAAGAGAACACUUAAGUAUUCCAGCAGUAAUAAUUACAGCAAUUUUAAUUACAUUCUUUUUCCCAGACAAUUUAAAUCUUUGUAUGAUAAAAAGAUUUAAAUUAAGUUUAUUCAUGCUUUUUUGAUAGCUGGGCAGUCUUAUUGAAUGGGCCACUUUUUGAUGAGGUCAUUUUAUUAAUGAAGUUGAACAGUCUCCAAUAUGUAAUUUAGACACCUUGUUCCUCAAAACUUCUAUUGUAACAAAUGUUUUAUCAGUCAGCUAUUGCCAAGUAACAAACAGCACUCCAACACUAAGUCCCAUACCAAAAAGUUUUUUUUUUUUCCACUGCUGGUUUGCAAAUAGAUGAAAGUGGCUCUGCUGUUGGAUAAAAGUCAUCUUCAGCUCAGUGAAGGUUUUUCUUCCCCGUUUGUCUCAUUUGGGGGUUUGUGCUGAGGGAACAGUAGUCAUCAUGAUGGUGAAAGAAGUACAAAAGGGCAGCCAUGAAAUCCUCUGCUGGCAUCAUUGUCUACUAACUUCCUGUUGGCCAAUAUGAAUUACUAACAGAACCCAAAGUCAAAAAACAAGGAAGUAUAGUCUAUCCAUUAAGAAGCUCUGGCAAGACUAUGGAUGUUACCACUAUGAGGAGAAAAGAAUUAGGACCAGAAAUUUGGUCUGCCAUCGAUGCUUUAUGUCAAAGUUCCCAAAGCUUUUUUGAAGUUAAGGCUCAAAAAACUUAAAACUUAUCCGAUUUCUCCCUAUUGGGAACAUUCAGAAAUUGGGAAGAACAUAUGUUCUAGGAACUUUAAAGUUACCUGGUUCAACUGUUUUCUAAUUCAGUCUAUGCUUGAAUAUCUCCAUGAAAUGGGCUGAUCACUUCCUACCACUGAUUGAGUUUAUUCAUGGCAGAUUGCUCUUAUUGCUAGGCUGUUCUUUCUGUAAUCUCCUUAUACUGCUAUUCAUCCUCACAGUCUUGUCUAGCCAAAGCACCUUCUGUAACAAAUAAAGCCAGUCUAUUCUGUAUGUUGUAUUAUAUCACAACCCUUUGGAUGAUCCUCUCUCUGCCUCUGCUAAUUUUUUCUUCCUUCUUUUUAAUGCCCUUAGUCCCCACUGUUCCCUGCACAAUAGUUUUCGAACCAUUGUUGUCUAAAGUUGUGUUAAGGAUGCACCUUUGUAAUUUGUUAAAACUUCCUUUUUAAGAAAUAGAACUGAACAAUCCAGUUGAUGAGAAGGAAAGAGAUUCUAUUGUAAAUUAAUCCACUGCCCUUAUUUGGUUAAAAUCUGUUGCUGAGGAUGUAGAGCAUUACUAUUAUGAAAACAAUUCCAACUAUUACAUAUAUUGUGAUUUACUAAGUGCAGAGUUUUUGCCUGUAUAUUGUACCUUUUUAUUCCUAAACUCAACUUCCUGGAAUCAUUUCAUCUCUUAAUAUUAUUGCAUUGUCACACAUGAGCUUUUAGGUGACACCUAAUAUCUAAACCAUGACACCUUCUUAUUCCAGAGCAUAUAUUUUUUUCCACAAUGCCAAAAUCACCUCUUAGUCACUGUUAUUCUUGAGGGCAAACUUUUUGUGUUUUGUAUUUUAUUUUUUUGUUUAUGUUAGCAGUGUUAGCUAUGUUGAUUCUUACCUGUUUUUUUCCCCUUAUAAUAUGUAGACAUUAAAGAUUUUUUUCUGCUUGA
Marmota monax (woodchuck) is the source of this 10675-nucleotide messenger RNA. It is a transcript of the gene Kif16b, whose product is annotated as kinesin family member 16B. The coding region runs from base 123 to 5753 and encodes 1876 amino acids. The transcript is spliced from 24 exons. Lineage: Eukaryota; Metazoa; Chordata; Mammalia; Rodentia; Sciuridae. Gene Ontology annotation, molecular function: ATP binding; microtubule binding; microtubule motor activity. The record is from RefSeq and is a predicted model, not a curated record. Gene Ontology annotation, biological process: microtubule-based movement.